AUGGCAGAGUUACCAGGAUAUUUUCGUUACUGCUUAAACACAGGGAAACUUGUCCUUCUGGCAAUUUUGGUCUCCGGAGGAGUCGUCUUGCAAAUUUUGGCAUGUGCCUUGUAUAAUAAUUGGUGGCCAAUGAUAACCGCCAUAACAUAUGUUCUUCUUCCAAUGCCUUUGCUGUUCUUUGCGGGAUCUGAAAGUUCUUUAUUUUCUGAAUCAGAUAGCAGGUGGGUGAAUGCAACCAAGUUCUUAACUGGAGCUUCAGCUGUUGGAAGCAUUGCCAUUCCAACCAUUUUAAAGCAUUCUGGAGUUAUUGGUUGGGGAGCCCUUGCUAUGGAAUUCUCUUCCUUCUUUGUGUUUGUAUUAGCCAUGAUGUGUUACAUUCGGAUGAAUGGCGAAGAUGAUUACAGUAUACUUUGA
This is a messenger RNA of Abrus precatorius (Indian licorice), 414 nucleotides long. Its product is annotated as vacuolar protein sorting-associated protein 55 homolog. Gene Ontology annotation, biological process: late endosome to vacuole transport via multivesicular body sorting pathway. Bases 1 to 414 code for a protein of 137 amino acids. Gene Ontology annotation, cellular component: endosome. NCBI's taxonomy places the organism in Eukaryota, Viridiplantae, Streptophyta, Magnoliopsida, Fabales, Fabaceae. The record is from RefSeq and is a predicted model, not a curated record. The transcript has 4 exons.